AUGAACUAUCGUUUCUGUACUCCCCUUAAAUUGUCUGCACUGGGAAUGCUGCUCCUAGUGCUGUUUUUGAUGUGUAGUGCUUCAGCGCAGGGAGCGGUGCACCCUUCUAUCAUUCCUCCACGUGCCAGAGGUGGUCUCGUCUACCUAGAGGCGCUCAAGCAACACCAACAACCAGAAGAAGAAGAACAACAACGACAAGAGCGAAAAGAGGGUUACAAACAUAAAUACACUACCACUUCUGAUCUCCGCGCGCAGUACUAUGACCAGGCCAUCGACCAUAAUGAUCCCGCCGCCGGUCAGUUCCGGCAGCGCUGGUGGGUGGACCGCACCGCGUGGGACGACCAGAACGGGCCUGCGAUUUUGUAUGUGAAUGGCGAGGGGCCGGCCUCUGGAGUGCCGAACGGUGCGGUGCUGAAGUACAGCCGUGCUGUGCGGGCCGCUGUCUUCUCCCUCGAGCACCGCUUCUACGGCGAUAGCAUGCCGGCCCCACUCACAAACCGCAGUAUGUUGAAGCACUUGACCGUGGCGAACGCCCUUGCAGACCUGCGGGCAUUUAAACAGUACGCAGAGCAGGUGGUCUUGGGAAAGAAGGUGAAAUGGCUCAUCGUGGGUGGCAGUUACGCCGGGGCUCUGAGUGCGUGGGCGCGGACCGCAUUCCCGGAUGACUUCUUCGCCGCAUGGAGCAGCAGCGGGGUGGUAAAUGCCAUCUUUGACUACAAUGCAUUUGACGGUCAUUUACUGGAUGUGUUACCACCCGCUUGUGCAGUCGCCAUUCGCUCAAUAUUUGAGGAGUUUUCAGUGGCCUAUGAUGAUCCCGUGCGGCGAAAAAGUAUGAUGCAAGAUUUUGGUACACCAGAUUACUUCACUAAAGCGGAUAUGGCAUGGAUGCUUGCUGAUGGUUCAGCAAUGGCUGUUCAGUAUGGGUAUAAGGAUAACCUUUGCUCGGCGUUACAACCAGUUAACAUGAGUAACCCUUUUAAACAGUAUGGUGAUUUUGUAAGGUCACUCUGGGGGGACUCGUUUACAAGUGAUUGCUAUUACAGCACUGAAUGUUUGUCCAACGCGAAGUACAGCGAUCAGUGGGAUUCCAGCUACGCAUGGGUGUAUCAAUGCUGCUCAGAACUGGCGUAUUGGCAAAUAAGUUACCCGGGUAGUCUUCGACUAAGUGAUGUGACCACCUCAUACUUUAUCUCACAGUGCCGCGCAGCAUUCGGAGAGAUGCAGUUGCCUGAUACCUUUGCCUUCAAUAAGAAACACGGUGGCUCUCAUCCUGCAGCUACACGUGUGGUGGCAACACAAGGUUCGGAUGAUCCCUGGUUGCCUGCUGGCGUGACAGAGACACUUAACGAGGAGUACCCAGUAUUAAUAGCACAGUGUAACGGGUGUGGGCACUGCGGGGAUUUGAGUGAGCCGUCUUCUUCGGAUCCACCAUCCCUCGUCGCGCAGCGAAUGACACUAAGGAACUAUUUAGACACCUGGUUUCAAAAUUGA
Trypanosoma theileri is the source of this 1491-nucleotide messenger RNA. RefSeq names its product serine carboxypeptidase S28. Bases 1 to 1491 code for a protein of 496 amino acids. Lineage: Eukaryota; Euglenozoa; Kinetoplastea; Trypanosomatida; Trypanosomatidae. The record is from RefSeq and is a predicted model, not a curated record. The transcript has a single exon. Gene Ontology annotation, molecular function: dipeptidyl-peptidase activity; serine-type exopeptidase activity. Gene Ontology annotation, biological process: proteolysis.